Molecule: messenger RNA, 5643 nt
Organism: Chenopodium quinoa (quinoa)
Lineage: Eukaryota; Viridiplantae; Streptophyta; Magnoliopsida; Caryophyllales; Amaranthaceae
Exons: 6
Coding region: 2908-5547 (879 amino acids)
Molecular function (GO): protein binding
Source: RefSeq, a predicted model, not a curated record
AAUACAAAAAAAAAAAUUAAAUAAAAAUCAAACAAACCGUGCAUAGCACGGACUUCAUUUAGUAAUUGUAUUAAACUAAUGAUAAAUAUUAAAAUUACGGGAUCUAAUCCGGUGGCUCUCUAAACACAAAAAAAAAUAAAGGGAUUCCUUGUUUUCAUCUAGAAAUUUCGGAUAUUUUGCAAAUUAGGUCUCCAACGAAUUCUGUUUACCCUAGUUAUAUUCAUCAAUUCCUGAUGCAAGCGUUAAAAUUUAAAGCUUUAACAAUACGAAGAUAACGAAAACCCCAGUCAAAAUCUUCUGUUUUCGGUACGUUUGCUAAACUCUAGUUUGAGCUUUAUAAUAUGUAAGCGUAAAUGCAUAAGUAACUUUUUAUGUUGAUUUUUUGUUCGAAAUAUCAAAUUAAGCUGAAUUAUAGUUUGUUGAUUUUAAUUACCAAUUUUAAACGAACUAUAUUCUUAGUUCUUUGGAUGCUUUCUUAUGUCAAUUGGAAUUUGACAUUGGUAUGAAUUAGUUUUCGAAAUUCGAAAUUUUAGCAAUUGCAGGAGUGAUUUGGAGCUUAUUUUAUAUUCAGAGAUCUCAAAUUAGCUAAUAUUAGAUAGAUUAUAGAUUAUUAAUAAUUGAAAUAUAGAAGUUUCUAGAGAAAUAUAAAACAAUUGUCAACAAAUUAGGGUUUUGGAAAUUAAUAGCUGAUUAUGAAUAUAGAAGUUUCCUAGGCAAAUUAGUGCUUCUAGUAAAAAUUGUAGUUAUUAUUCAAUCAUAGAAUUCAUAGUAUUCAGCUAUUAAAAAUUUAGUUGAAUUAUAGUUUACUAGGCAAAUUAAUGAUUGAUAAACUCUUAAAAAGCAUUCGCGGUUUUUAUUGCAUGGAAGGUGAAAACCCUAGUUACUUAUUAGUAGUUUGGCUCACUUAGGAUCCAUUUUGUUCGACGAAAAGUUGUAUAUGGGAAAAUUGCAAUUGAUGACCCUUUGUUUGGUUCUUUGGUAGUUUUACAUUGCAAUCCCCUUAGUUCGGGGUGACAGAUACAUGAUCUCCAUGACUUCUUAUUGCCAAUUUACCACCAUAGACCCAAACUCCUUCUGCCAUAUUGCUAUAUUGCUGCUAGCUGCUGAAACCCAUUGUCGCCCACUUGUGAGUGUCCCACAUUGGAGAAAGAGGAGAGAUGAUUCCACUUUAUAAGGUAGAGAAGUUACUCCUACUAUUGUCACUAUUGUCAAUUGGUUUUAGUAUGAAAGCUCUUAAGCCUCGUGUAUGGACCAAACUCUCCUCCUCCUUGUUCGGAUUGUCGGACCCAUUUCAUAUUCUCUCAAAAUUUAACACCAGCCUGCCAUGAUGACCUUUGCAAGUGUUACUGAACGACGAGGGAGAAAGCUGUCCAAAAUCUAUAGUAUAUAAGUAAAAGGAGAGAGGUUGAUUUAUAGGUCUUUGUUGCCAGGGAAUUUCUGAUGCUUAUGACAUUCAAAGGCCGCACCUUAGUGUUUACUGUUUGGCCAUACGAAAACCUAGCUUGUGUGCAUACAUAGCUCUAACUUUUGGGUAAAAUUUAACAGACAAAUAUACUUACACAGCCACACAUGAUUAAAGAAAAGAACUAACUUUUGGGUAAAAUUUAACAGACAAAUAUACUUACACAGCCACACAUGAUUAAAGAAAAGAAGAUUAACGCCUAUAUAUAACUUAUUAUCUUGUACAUUCUCAUGAUCCUUAGAUGGUCCAGGUGCUCUUUGAAUGUCUGCUUGCUGUGAUGUUGUAAUUGCAAGAUCAAGGCUUGCAUUUCUUCAAAAGAAAUACUGAUUAAAUCCAUCAUAGGAGGGGUUGGAAUUGAAUUUACUUUGGCCAGACUCGACCUGGUUCACUCAUCAUUCUAGGAUUGAGAGGAGAGAAAAGAAGUCAUGAAAGGCAAACAAACUUGGUGGUUCAGGACAUUCGGGUUUAAGAUGGCGUAACUGAUGGAAAGUAUAGGGUAGUCUAUAUAUUAUAUAUUUGUUUUGUAAUUGCAAUCUUUGCACCAUUUGUAAGAUGUGGUCUCUUUUGUAUGCCAGCUUACUUUGAUAUGAACUCUUUUUAGAUUUGGUUUUAAACAAGAUUGUGUCUAAAUUGAUUUAGGGUGUCCAAAGACCAAACUCUAAAUUGUUGAUUUGAACAGACAGUCAUUGUUUGUCAUAGUGGCUUUGCUUCGGUGGCCUAAAUUGAUUUAGGUUGUCCAAAAUCCAAAAAAAUUGUUGAAGUGAACAGAUUAUGUCUAAAUCUAAUUGUUAUCGAAACUGAUAAACUGAAUUUUGAUUAAAAAAAAAAGGCCUUAAUAUAUUGUGUGUCAAUCAAUGUCUGAGGUUUUUGGUUUCUCAAUUUUGUUGCCCUCACAUUAGUUUGAGCUAUAUUUGGUCUAAUUUAUGACCUUCAUGAUCACUCUUAGUUGGAAUUGGUUUGCUUCUUCUACCAAAAUUUGAUAUAGGAUAUAUUCAAUUUAGCUGUUACACUAUUUAAUUGAAUUAAAUUUUGAUACACUGUACUGAAUUGAAUUUAAAUGUGCUGAAUUAUUUAUAGCUUUAUUGUAAUGAAUCUAAAUUGUCUGAAUUGAAAAUAGCACACCGUUAGUAUCUUGUUUCAAUGCACCAUUUGUAUUUUUGAGUAAAUUUCAGUGUAUCUGCUUAUCACUAAUAUCAUUUUGAUUUAUUUGCUUUAAUGCAGUUUCAAUUAUACUGAUGAUCAUUAGGAUAGUGUAUUUUAAAUUUUUGUUCAUUUAUACUCUGUUAUUGUUGUAUUAUAAGGUUUCAAUGUCAAGCCCGGGAAACUUAAUGCUUUAAUGCAGUUUUAACUAUACUGCUGUAAGUGCUGUUACUUUGGAGGGUCUAUUUCAAAUCCUUGUUUAUAUAUACUUGGUUAGUUGGAUACUGUUGUACUAUAAGGUUUCAAUGUCAAGUCUAGGGAACCUAAGGCGUAUUAAAAAAGGUGUAGACCACAUCAGUAACCUACCAGAUACAGUUCUAUGCUAUAUUUUAUCUUUUCUCACUACAAAGUCUGCUGUUAAGACCAGCAUAUUGUCUAAAAGAUGGAAGCAUGUAUGGACCAAAGUUCCUGCACUUGACUUCACUGAGAUAGUUAAUAUUUCGACGGAUCGACAGCUCUCUUUGGAGGAAAAGAUUUGUCUUAAGGAUUGCAUCGAUAAGGUUCUUCUUCAUAAUGAUGCAUCUUAUGUCCAACGAUUUUGCUUGGAUGUUAUGGAUGUUGAUGCCUUUUAUGUCAAUUCAUGGCUGAUUGCCGCAUCAAGGCGUGAAAUGCAUGAGAUAAAUAUCGCCCUUAAUGUUAAAACUUUGAAUGUAUUAUGUCUACCUCCGAGGUUUCUUUUAAGUGAGAAACUCACAGUUUUAAAACUGCAAGGGCCAAUAAGUAUCAGUGCCUCGGCGUCUUUCCAUUUACCCAACCUGGAAAUCAUCCAUCUCAGUAAGUUUAAGUUUCCUGAUGAUGAAUUCAUGAAAAGGUUGUCAUCCAGCUGCCUUGUUCUUAGGGAGCUGCACAUUGUCAACUGUUGUGUCAAAGCUACAAUCUGUGUGGAGUCCUUAUCCCUAAAAUCAUUAAUAAUAAGAAAAACUCGUACUUCUCAAGAGAAGGUAUCUUUUGCUGUUAAAACACCAAACCUUACAUACCUUGUUCUUGAUGAGUUUUGGGUAUCAGUUGACAUUGGAGAGAUGAGAUCACUCAAUGAAGCAGAAGUCAAUUUUUUUGUCAAUGAUUUUCAAGUGAAGGAGCUUUUAUCAAAAGUUUCUGGGGUAAAAUAUUUGCACUUAAAAUCUGAAGCAUUAUUAACAUCAAGAGAGCUACCAGUCUUUCCCAAUUUGAUCUGGUUAAAGUGUCACGCUGAGAAGAAGUUGUCUAAGCCAUUACAUUGCGCUCCAAAGUUGAAAUCGUUGAUUAUCCUAUAUUUUAAUGAGAAUUCUCCAUUCGAUCCCAAAUUUGCACCCGAGCGUCUGCCAUGCCUUGAAAGUGUUGAAAUCUGUAGCUUUUGUGGUAAUGAAGAAGAACUCAACAUGAUAGCAUACUUUUUGAAGGCUGCAACUGCUUUGAAGGAGAUGAAAAUCAUCUUUGAUUGUUGUAUUACUUCUGAUGUUACUACUGUUUUGUCUGUUUGUCAGGAGUUAUUAGAUAUUCCUAGAUCUUCAGCUGUUUGUCAAGUUAAAAUUUCUAAAACCGACCUGUUGUAUUUUGAAUCCUUGUUUAUUUAUACUUGGUUAUUGUUGUUCUGUAAGGUUUCAAUGUCAAUCCCAUGGAACCGAAGGCGUCUUAAAGACGUAGACCACAUCAGUAACCUACCAGACACGAUUCUAUGCCAUAUAUUAUCUUUUCUCACUACGAAGUCUGCUGUUAAGACCAGCAUAUUGUCAUAUAGAUGGAAGUAUGUAUGGACCAAAGUUCCCGUACUUGACUUCACUGAAGAAAAGAAGACUUCGGGGGAUCAACAACACUCUUUGGAGCAAAAGAUUUGUUUCAAGAGUUUCAUGGAUAAUGUUCUACUUCAUAAUGAAGCAUCAUAUAUCCAACGAUUUUGCUUGAAUCUUUCUAAUGCUGAUGCCUUUUAUGUCAAUUCAUGGCUGAUCGCCGCAGCAAGGCGUAAAAUACAUGAGUUAAAUAUCAUCCUUAACCAAUAUAUGGAUAUCUGCCUACCACCAAGGUUUCUUUUCAGUGAGACACUCGUGGUUUUAAAUCUGCAUGGGUCUUUAAAUAUCGGUGCCUCGGUAUCUUUCCAUUUACCGAAUCUGGAAACCAUCCAUCUCAGGAACCUUAAGUUUCCUGAUGAUGAAUUUAUGAAAAAGCUGUCAUCCAAUUGUCCCGUUCUUAGAGAGCUGCACAUUGUCAAUUGUGUUGUCAAAGCAAUGCUCUGUGUGGACUCCUUGACCCUAAACUCAUUAUUAAUUAAGAAUACUCGUACCAUUCAUGGGUUGGAGCAGGCUUGUAUCGUUAUAGAAACAUCAAACCUUGCAUACCUGUGUAUUCACGAGUUUUGGGUAUCAUCAAUUGACAUUGGAAAUAUGAGUUCACUCAUUAAAGCAGAUCUUUGUUUAGACCAACUUAAUGGUGAUGAAGUAGAAAAGGUUUUAACAAAAGUUUCCGGGGUAGAAACUUUGCAAUUAAGAUUUGAAGUCUUCCUAUUAGUAACGGAGCUACCAGUCUUUCCAAAUUUGACCUGGUUAGAGUAUGUAGCUGACGAGGAGUUGUCUAAGAUGUUAUAUUGCGCUCCUAAGUUAAAAUCGUUGCUUCUUAAAUAUUUUGACUGCGGUGACCGAUUUGAUCCAGAAUUCGCGCCCAAGCAUCUGCCAUGCCUUGAAACAGUAGAAAUCUGUGGCUUCAUUGGUCUAGUAAAAGAACUCGACACAGCAGAAUACUUUUUGAAGGCUGCAUCAGCUUUGAAGGAGAUGAAAAUCAACUUUCAUCGUUGUGCUACUGAUUCUGAUGUUACUAGUUUUUAUCAGGGGUUAUUGGAUCUUCCUAGAUCCUCAGCUGUUUGUCGAGUUAAAAUCACCAAUCCAUUUUGCUGUAAAUUGGUUAAGUGGAAUUAAUUCCCUACCUGUUAAGGGAAUUCUGCACUGUAUCUGUGAACAUGAACUAAACUAUAAAUCAAUGUUGGACAUACAUUUAAUCUUUUGGUUUAUUUA